Molecule: messenger RNA, 689 nt
Organism: Lotus japonicus
Lineage: Eukaryota; Viridiplantae; Streptophyta; Magnoliopsida; Fabales; Fabaceae
Product: thiosulfate sulfurtransferase 18-like
Exons: 6
Coding region: 132-590 (152 amino acids)
Molecular function (GO): catalytic activity
Source: RefSeq, a predicted model, not a curated record
CUUAUCAAGAUAGUAGUCACUAGUUUCCACAAAAUUCAACUUUAUAUAGCUUUGUCAGUGUACACCAAAACUUCAGCCCCAACAUAACCAAACUUCAAAGCACAUAAAUCCUCUGCGGCCUUAUCUUCCUCAUGGGUUCUCUCGGAAUUGAAAGCUCCAAACCGGAGGUUGUUACCAUUGAUGUGGUUGCUGCCAAGGGUCUGAUCCAGACCACCCAUGUUUAUCUGGAUGUCAGGACGGUGGAAGAGUUUGAGAAAGGACAUGUGGAUACAGUGAAGAUUAUUAACAUUCCUUACAUGUUCAAUACACCGGAAGGCAGGGUGAAGAACCAAGAGUUUCGGAAGGAGCUUUUAUCUGCUUGCAAGAAAGAAGAUCACGUCAUCGUGGGUUGCCAAAGUGGAGUGAGAUCUCUGUACGCAACUGCUGAUCUUCUGGCUGAAGGCUUUAAGGAUGUGAGCAACAUGGGAGGUGGUUAUGUGGACUGGCUUAAAAAUGAAUUUCCAGUGAAGGCAUCUUUAGCAAAAACGGAGUAUGAAUUUCCAGUGAAGGUGGAGGCAUCUUUAGCAAAACCGAGCCUUGAUCAGUUAUAAAUUAACAUGCAUGAUCGUUCCUCUAUGUAUUUCUGACUGAUUUCCAUGGAUAUUAACCAUAUUAUAUUAUAUCAUAUCAUUUCAUAUUGGGUUAAACAA